AAAGACUCCCAAGCAGCAACAGAGAAGUUCGAUGCCAACUCCCCUAUUGUCCGAAAAUUAAUCGGCUGGCUCAACAAAGAAGGAGAGGUUCAGUCCCAAAAGACCCAGAGGGAGACGAGCCAAGGAGAGGGUGAGGAGGUGGAGAGUCAAGGACGCAUAUCAGUGCACAAGAGGAUGCACAAAAAUGCAUCCCAGAGGCUGGGACCCAGAACUGAGGAAUAUGGGGAAAAUUCUAAGGAGCCUAGCAAUGAAGACGCCAGGGAUAUUCUCAAACUGAGGAAAGAGAUGGAGGAACUAAAAAGGCAAAUUGAUAGGGAUGGGUCUUUCGGGCCCACCGUGGAGGUAAUUUCCCCUUUUACUUCCAGGGUGAUGAAAGCUAAGCUGCCUAGGGUGGCAGAAAUUAAGAGUAAGGAGGGAGGUGGACAGAAAAGGAAGCGUGGAGACCAAAAAAGAAAGCAGUGGCCCUAUGACCCAGAAAAAUAUUGUAAUUUCCAUAGAAGGGCCGGACACGCCACGGAGGAAUGCAUGUUCCUCAAGAAGAUGGAAGGACAGAUGAAGGAGAGGGGACCGAAUGCUAACAGAGAGCCGAAGCAAGGGGGUAAUGUUUGGCGUAGGGACGCCCAACCUCAACAACAAAUCCAGGAGAACCCAGAAGAAUUCCCCCAAGUAGGAGUCAUCUUUGGCGGUCCAGAAACGGGAGUCACAAACAAGGAGAGGAAUGAAUGGGCCCGCAGGCUAUAUGUGGGGUCCAUUGACGUGGGCCAAGUGGCCAAGAAAGGAAGAAGGGAGCCCAUUGUCUUCUCGGACGAAGAUUUGCCGCUCAUUCCUAGUCCUCACCGGACCCCCCUGGUAAUUUCUAUGGCUAUUCACAAUUUUUUUGUCAAAAGAAUAUUGGUGGAUACAUGGAGCAGUGUCAAUGUGUUGUAUUGGGAGGCGGCCCAGCAACUGGGAAUCAGGAAGGAAGAUCUCAAAAGGCUUAAUAUGCCCUUAUCCGGUUUCACCGGAGACAUAAUUGAACCGGAAGGGUCCAUUAAGCUGGAGGUCAUCAUAGGCGAGCAUCCAAAGGUGAGGCAUAUGAAGAUGGAUUUUGUGGUAGUUGAUAUCAAGUGCGCUCACAAUGCCAUCUUAGGGAGGCCUGGACUAGAGGACUUAGGAGGGGCGCUGUCCCUUGAACACUUAUGCCUCAAGUUCAGGACUCCCGAAGGUAUUGGAAGAGCCCUUGGUGACCAGCCCGCAGCCAAGAAGGCUUAUCUAAACGCGUGCAAGAAGAUAGACAAGGAGAACCUCAACAUCCAAACCAUUGGACAAGCUUUGGAAGAUAAAGAUAGGGAAGAGGAGGACCGGGAGAGGCCUAAGCCAGCUGUGGAAAUGGAAGAAGUGAUGUUAUUCCCUGAUGGAGAUCCAGAGAAGGUCGUAAGGAUCGGCUUAGGGCUAGAGGAGGAUACCCGUGAAGAGAUUACCCGAGUACUAAGAGAAAACUCGGUCCUCUUCGCAUGGGAAUCCAAAGAUAUGCCCAGAGUCGAUCCUUCAAUCAUUUGCCAUAAGUUGAACAUCAAGAUGGAUUCCCUCCCGGUCAAGCAAAAGAAAAGGUAUCUGUCCACGGAUAGAAAGGAAUUUGUGAGGAAGGAGGCCAUAUCUAAUCAUCGUCUUCCAACUCUUUAUGUGAUCUGACUACCUAUACCCCUUUGCUACAAGUCUCUAACACUAUCCAACAAAACUUUCAUUUAUAGUUUAACGUUAUAUUCCUAUCGCAAAGGAACCUUGUGAGUUGUCUCUUCCUCAUCCAACUGAACGUGACAUCCACCACUAAUAAUUAUGUUGGAUUAUACUUCCUCCUUUCCAAUUUAAGUUGCCUAUUUAGGGUCUAUUCUUUAGGACUGGAAAAAAGAGCUGGAUGUUGG
Messenger RNA from Cuscuta campestris, 1901 nucleotides. The record is from the annotation of a GenBank genome assembly. NCBI's taxonomy places the organism in Eukaryota, Viridiplantae, Streptophyta, Magnoliopsida, Solanales, Convolvulaceae.